UGAGGUCGGGGCGAGCGAUGCCGUGGUCUCCUGAGGCCGGAACCUUUGUUCAAGCGAGAUUUCUUCCUUCCUUGCGGCGACUUUCCGUUUCCGGCCCGAGUGUCCGCCCUGAAAUCAGUCCGAGUACCAAGGGUGGCGGGAGGUAGUCGGAGAGACGGAUGGAGUGGCGGAUACCUAAUGAGAUGGAGACGACGCAGAUUGUCAAAUCAAACUCCAGGAAGAGACGGAAGGAUGGAAUAGGACCCAAUGGUACCACUGAUGAUGACGCUAGCCCAAUGAAAAUUGCACGACCAACCCUCUCACAGCCGGCACCCUUUGCAGACGAGAAUGGAGUGAAGAGCAGCAAACCAUAUGAACGUGUGACACUGGAAGAAGCAAAGAUUGGGACUCCCUUGGAUCGUCCGGUUCGGGUGUACGCUGAUGGAAUCUUUGAUCUUUUUCACUCGGGACAUGCACGGGCACUGAUGCAGGCCAAGAGUCUUUUCCCAAACACGCAUCUAAUUGUAGGGGGUAAGGAUCGUCCUCGUGAAUGUAUGUUUGCCCCAACUCAAAGAACAGAAGGAAUCUCCACAUCAGAUAUCAUUACCAGGAUUGUGCGGGAUUAUGACGUAUAUGUGCGUAGAAAUCUGCAGCGUGGUUACACUGCCAAGGAGCUCAAUGUCAGCUUUAUAAAUGAGAAGAAAUACAACUUGCAGGAACGAGUUGAUAAAGUGAAGCAGAAAGUUAAAGAUGUGGAGGAGAAGUCGAAGGAGUUUGUUCAGAAGGUUGAGGAGAAGAGCAUUGACCUGAUUCAGAAAUGGGAGGAGAAAUCAAGAGAAUUCAUCGGAAACUUCCUGGAGAUGUUUGGGCCGGAGGGAGCCUUGAAGCAUAUGCUGAAAGAGGGCAAAGGUCGAAUGCUGCAAGCAAUAACCCCAAAGCAGAGUCCGAGCAACAGUCCAGUCCGGGAGCGUUCCCCGUCGCCCACCUUCCGAUGGCCGUUCUCCAAGACCUCCCCGCCAUGCUCACCAAAACCAGAGUCGGACGCGGCUGGCUACGCCAUCAGCGACGACGAUUCAGAGUAAAGGUCUCUCUCUGUCUCUCCCGGAGUCUUCAUUUCACCCUCAACACCUGUCUCCUCCAGUUCUGUCUAUUGAUUGCCAGUGAUCCACGAGGACUGCAGGCUCGAGGCAAGUGUCACUCUCCAAUACGUGUACACAGAAAAGAAGUUCACACAAAUAGGGUCAAGUUGGACUUUGGAAUUAAAACAUUAAAAACAAAAUAAUUUUCCACAGGGAAACAGCUUGAACGAUGUAAACUUUUUUUUCUUUUUAGCAAAUUAAACUAAUUUAAAAGAAUCACUGUAAAGAUCAUGAGGGAAAAUGGCUUUCUUUUAUAUUUAAGGCCUAGUGUUGUAUCUGAGUAUCUGCACGUCAAAAUGUAAUGUGUGUUUCUAAUGUGAGAGGCUGGAAACGCAUGCUUGCCUCAAUUUGGUGGCCAAAAGACUGUGGUGGGGUAGUGGAUUGUGCUUGUAUCUGUUCUUGGGCUUUCCCAUGCUACUUCCAUUCAGCUGAACAGUAUUCCCCAGUGAGAAUAGUGUUGUAAUUUGCCAGUUAGUUGCAUCCCCAACUUCACCAAUCUCCAGAUUUGAAAUCUCACCUCCCACUCUGUCUUGUGUCCAAUCUCAGCGAACUGGUUCAGUCAGCUUCUGCAGCCUCCAUUGAACCCAAGAGGGUCAUUGGAACAAGGAUGUGAUCAGUUCAGUCCUGCAGCCAUGGAAUGCGAUGCACUGGAGGAGAUGAGACAGAACUGGGAUGUUGGAUAUACCCACAAUGCCAUCUGCUGCAAAUUUACAAGAGGUGGUUUAAUGACCACUUUUUCCGUAUGCAACAGUUGAGAUUCCCUUCCUGUGAGCCUUCUUAUAGUUUGUUUUGUGCGUAAGUACAGACAGUGAUUCUGACUGGUGACAAGGUGGUGAUCCGGGCUGCCGCAUGUCAAGCACGCACUGUCUAAUAGGUAAAAAGAUUUGUGUACAACCCAGGGCUGGGGAGCUGUGGAUGAACUGGGCGCUUUCCAUUUCUAGCGGAGCUUGCACUAUUUGCGUGGCAGGAAGUCUGUGCUGUAAAUCACUGCCAUCAACCAGUUUCUCUGGCACUUGACAGUUUGAACAUGUUGGUGUAUAAUCGGUUGUUUUUGCACUUGGAAAGCUCAGACAACUCUUGAGAUGAAGCCCCUGUGGGAUUUCACUCCCGUUCCGUACACUUGGGAAGAAAAGAGUUUGUAAUCUUUUCGAUGACUGUCCUGCAGUAGGACAAUGAAUUUAAGGACUGAAUCGAAAUAUUCUUUGGAAUCCCACUGCUUGAGAUUGGUGCGUGUGUUGUACUUGUCUGCACACUGCUCAUGGACAAGGAUAUGUGGGAGUGUGUUCCCUGCCUGUGCUAUACUUUGCUUUCUGGAUGCACACUUGUGCAUGUUUGCCGGAGAAUGUCAGUGUUUGUGUACAGACUGGUACCAAACAUUCUGUAUUCAUCCACCCUCUUUGCAGGAGUUAAUUUAAGGAAUGACAUUGAAAUAAAUAAUUAAGGAUAAACACCUUGUAAGUGCAAAGCAGGACCAGCCAGUCCUUAAAGAGACCAGGAUGAUGUUUUAGACAUAGGUAGCUCCUUUAUCAGAGCUGCCUGUGUUUAACUAAAGCUGUCAAUUCUCUCUCUCUCUCCCCCCUCCCUUUUCACCCCACUACCCCACCCCCCACCCACUUCCCUAUCCCUACCAAUUUUGACUGAUGUGCAUUUUUCCAGAAGGUCCUCCAUUCAGAUUUGUUUUUUAAUAAAAACGCAUUGUCAGAAGUACAAGUUGUGACCACAGAUCAUUCAAUUCCAAACUAGCGAGCCAAGGGCAUACCAGUCAUGAAUGCUUUCUUUUCUUUAUUCACUCUCAGGAUGUGGGCAUCAUUGGUGAAGACCUAUCCCUAUAAUUGCCUGCAGAAGGUGGUGGCAAGCUGCCUCUUGAACCACUUCAAUCCAUGCAGUGUACCCACAGAGCCUUUGGGGAAGGAAUUCCUGAAUUUUGAUCCUUAACACUGAAGGAGUGGUGAUAUUGUUCCACUUUAGAAUAACAUAAUUUGGAGGGGAACCUACAGCUGGUGGUAAUCAUGGGUUCGGAAGGUGCUGUCUAAGGAGUCUUGGUGUGUUGCUGCAGUUUAUCUUGUAGAUGGUACACACUGCAGCCAAUGUGCAUUGCAGAUGGAGGAAGUGAAUGUUUACAGUGGUGGAUGGGCUGCCUUUUUGCUGAAUGGUGUUGAGCUUCUGUGUUGGCACUGCAUUUAUCCAGGCAAAUAGAAAGUUUUACCCCAAGGUCUUCACAGUUUCCACUGUCCUUCAGCAAUGUUUUGAUGUCACAUAAAACUAAUAAUUAAAUUGUCUGAUGACUGGCUUCUGUGGUGCUGUGGCCUCAGGAGAAGACCAAGGUGGAUCAGUGACUAAAUACUUCUGACUGAAUGUGGUAACUAACACUAAGAAUGUGGAACUUAUAGUCUGGUCUCUGCCAUCAUUAAGGAUGGGGUGCUCAUGAGCCUUCUCCUCUUGUUGGUUACAUUUCCAUCCCCAUUCACGACUGCAAUACAGAGCUUUGAUCUGAAUUAUUAACUGUGGGAUCACUGAGCUCUGUCUACAAUGUUCUAUACCAUUAUUAAAUGCAUGCCUUCGUGUUUUGUAACUUCACCAGGUUGAAGUAAAGGAUACAUUGGGCAUGAGGUUACAGAUUGUGAGUGAUAGCCCAUGAUGCCUCAUUGCUGCUGUCUUUUGAGUUGCUAAGUUUGCUCUGAAUCUUAUUUCCUUCAGCAAUGUAGUAGUCCCGCACAAUGUGAUGGCUGUUAUUCUGUUUGGUGGUCAGUCCUACUUAUAUUAUCACGGACGGGUACAUCCAUGAGGGUGAGAGAAAACAGUUUGUUUUGCCUUUGUUAGCUCUCUCACCACCCGUUACAGGUGCAGUUUAGCAGUUAUAAGCUUCAGGACUUGGCCAGCUCGGUCAGUGGUGGUACUGCUGAGCUACAAGGCUCCUUUCAUAAAAUCUUCCAAACCUACAACCUCUACCAUCUAGAAGGACGGGGACAUGGGGUACAUGGGAACACCACCACCACCACCUAUUAGUUCCCUUCCAAGCUAUUCAGCAUCCUGACACAGGAAAUAUACCACCGUUCCUUCAGUGUCAGUGGGUCAAAAUCCUGGAACUCCCUCCAUUAAAGCAGCAUUGUUGGUGUACUAUACCUCAAGGAUAGCAGCGGUUUAAGAAGGCAGAUCACCAUCACCUUCUCAAGUGGAAUGUGGGCAAUUAAAACUGGCUUAGCUUGUGAAGCACACAUCCCAUGAAUGAAUAGAAAAGAAAAUUGAAGUCCCCUAACUAGAGCCCAUUCUGUGUUCUUGCCACACUUCUUUUUCUUGAUGUGGAGGAAUCCUGAUUUGUUGCUGACCGAGCAGUAAUUAGCAAGAGCUUCCCUUGUCCACCUUCGACCUGAUGCAGUGAGACUUCAAGGAGUGUGGGAUUAAUGUUGAGGACACUAGGGCCACUCUUGAUUGUAUACUGUGCCUCCAAGACUUCUCUUCAUUCUCAAUGCCUUUACCUCUGGUAUUACCCGAGGAUUUGUCAUUAACCUCCAUCUGUUUCUCAUCUACAGGCUGCUCUUAGCUCCUGUGAAGCACAUUGGGACAUUUGAUUUUAUCAUCCAAACAGUGUGGCAGCUACCACAUAUAUAUUGAUGACACCCAGCUCUACCUCACCACCACUUGUCUUGACCCCUCCAUAAUCUCUACAUUAUUGGACUAUUUGUCCCACAUCCUCCAAAUAAAUAUUAACAAGACCAAAGCCAUUGUCUUUACUUCCUGCCACAAACUCUGCUCUCUAGCUAAUGACUCCAUCUAUAUCGCUGGUAAUUGCCAAGGACUAAAUCAGGCAAUUUGUGACCAUGCUGUGUCAUCUGACCCUGUGCUGAGCAACUGACUGUAUAUCUGCCUCAUUAAUGCAUCCUCAUAGUUCCACCUCUAACAUUACAUGACUGUCCUUAACUCAUCUCAUCCACUGCUGAAAUCCUCAUUCACACCUGACUUCUCCAGUGCUGUCUUGGCCAACCUCUGUCUUCUGCGCUUCACAAACUUAAGGUGAUCGUCAACUCUGCUGCCUGUAUCCUAAGUAGCAUUAACUGCACACAACCCUACCCCCCUCCCACCAUGCUGUCAUCCACUCUGCACUCACUGACACACAUUAGCACCCAGUCAAGCAACGCAAUGAUUUUAAAAUUGUUAUCUUUGUCUUUGAAUCCUUCCAUAGGUCUAUAAACUCCACCAGCCCUAUAACCCUCAGAUCACGGUCAUUCGAGUCAUUCUCACUCCUUGAGCAUCUCCAAUUGCAAUUUCUUCACCAUUGGUGGCUGUGCCUUCACGUGCCUGACCUGAACCCUGGAAUUCCCUUCUCUACCUCUAUAUCCCUUUUUAAAAUGCUCCUUACAAUCUACCUCUUUGAUUGGGUUUUUGAACAUCUGUCCUUGUAUUUCUUACAUAACUCAGUGUUAAAUGCCUGUUAAAAAUGUCCUAUGGAGCAAGACGUAACUAGGGAAAGUUACAACAGGAGUCUUGCAUGUUAACUGGAAGGUAGGUAUCUGUGGGUGUGAUCUCUUCAGACUGUAACUUGGCUAGUCUGUGGGAUCACUAUCCUGAUCUUCACAGAUGUUAGCAAGGAGGACGCAGUUUGUGCAGUUUGAUGGUAAGCUAUUUGUCCCAUUGCUGCAGCAUUGCUUUUGGUAGCUAUCUUGAUAGCCAAAUGGUUUGCUCGGCCAUUUCAGAGGGCACUUGAGAGUUAGCCACAUUGCUGUGAGUCCAGAGUCGGAUGUAGGCAGGACCAGGUAAGGAUGACAGAUUUCCUUCCCUAAAGGACAUUCAUGAACCGGAUAGGUUUUUAAUGACAAUCCGGUGGUAGUUGAUGGCUUCUUAUUUUAGUUCUCCAGCUCUCUCGAAAUUUGAAUUCAUGCCACUCUCAUUACAUCAGGCUUCUGGAUCACUAAUGCAAUGACAUAUAAACCACUAUGUGUGGUUGCCCUAAUUGCAGGACAGGAGAAGUUAGAUUGUUGUCCUGUCCGCUGGGCUGUGUCUGUAUCGUUUUUCAGUUUUGUAGAAGUUAUGACAGCUUUAUUUUAUAGUAAGAUCAUAAGGCUUUUUGAUAUCACCAGCACUAUAAAUGAGGUGAAUUCCACGUGCUAUCUGACUGUUAUUCUAUUGCACAUUGUACAGUAAUAGUAAUGGAUUGGGCUGCACUGAAAUCUGCAUUUCUGUGUCAUCUCGGUCUUAGUUUUUGAAGAAUGCUUUAAAAAAUAGCAUGUGCGUUUAUAUAGGGCCCUUCAUGACCCUGGGAUGUCCGAAAGCCCAUGGCAUGCCAAUCAAGGGGUUUACGGAGUUCAGUCACUGUGUUGUAAUGUGAGGAGACAGGAGGGCAUUGCCAAACCCCAGGCUGUCUGCAGUUUCCACUGCCUCAAUGCUGCCUCAGUGCUGAAGCCGGAGAUGCAAGGAACCAAGCUUGUUGCAGUUUGGGUUAGAGCCAGAAGGACACUUGUCUGGUAAUUGAGUUGGGAAGGUGCCCCUUUGAGGGGAAGUGGGCUUGCUGGCUGCAAGAGCCCUCAAAUUGGGAACGAUGACCACUGCUUAUUGAGUAAGCACCACACCCACAUUCUCCCUGCUCACUGGGAGUUACCAGGACCGUUCCCCAGGAAGGCAUGACACCGGAAAUCUGGUGGCAAUGGCUUCAAAAGUGUUAGCUUUGCAACCUCCAGUUCGCUCACAGCAAUGUGUGUCAGAUUGACCCCUGACCCUCAAACUUCACAUCUGUAAAAUGAUAAGAUACAGGAGCAGAAGGAGGCCAUUCAGCCCAUUGGGUCUGCUGUGCCAUUCAGUGUUAUUAUGGCCAAUCUCUGAGAAUGGAUCUAAAGUGUGGGGGGUGUUGGGGAAGGUGGGGUGUGUGACUUGCUAUUUCAGUCAAAUCAGGAAUAGCCAAACUCUACAAGCGUUUCCUUGACUGUUGGGUGAAAGAUGGAGUGCAGAACUAUUUCUGUCUUGGUGUUGUAUUUUUAAAAAUCCAUAUGUUAUUUAUGCAAUACAAUGUUCCUGUGGGCAAUCCUUGUGAAUCAUUUAAAUUUAUACAUUUGAAAAAAGAUUAAAUCUUAGACGUUUUGUUAAACUUGGGUGUUUGGGGACACAGGGAGGUUAAAUUAACAAUAGUUGAAAUGCAAGGUGCUAUAAGAUCGGCUUUGAGCUGAGAUUUUUAAUAGAGAUGCAUGUUGUUGAUAAGUGGAUUCUGUGCUGAUCUUUUAAUCAACUUACAGCUGUUAAACAGUGGAAAAUUGUCUGAUUAAACAGCAUUAAAAUAAAA
Molecule: messenger RNA, 7386 nt
Organism: Rhincodon typus (whale shark)
Lineage: Eukaryota; Metazoa; Chordata; Chondrichthyes; Orectolobiformes; Rhincodontidae
Product: choline-phosphate cytidylyltransferase A
Exons: 7
Coding region: 159-1061 (300 amino acids)
Biological process (GO): CDP-choline pathway
Molecular function (GO): choline-phosphate cytidylyltransferase activity; phosphatidylcholine binding
Source: RefSeq, a predicted model, not a curated record